This is a messenger RNA of Sesamum indicum (sesame), 1774 nucleotides long. RefSeq lists its product as uncharacterized. The record is from RefSeq and is a predicted model, not a curated record. NCBI's taxonomy places the organism in Eukaryota, Viridiplantae, Streptophyta, Magnoliopsida, Lamiales, Pedaliaceae.
CAGGCGACAGUACACACGUUUGAAUGAGCUACUCCGAAAACGACCCGAUUUUGUGAACGAUUAGAUACGAUAUAUAUGUAUAUGUAUAUAUAUUUUAUUACACACCACAUAUGAAAUAUCCAUUGUUAUGUAUACAUAUAAAAGAUGAUCGAUAAAGUCUUUCUUGAAGUGGAUAAAAUAAUUAUCAGUAAUUUCUAGGUGGUUUCAGAUCAAUCUUCCGCUUCAUUUCACUGUUUUUCAGGUAUAGCAGCGAAAUCCAAAUUGGAGCGGAUACGGAAGACUUUGAUGUAUAGCAGUAGUAGUACUUCGAAUAUAGACAGUGUAUCUGAAGUGGGAUUUUGGACUUUUGAAGCCACGGGUUUUUCAUCCUCUCUGUUUUUGUAAUGGGAUUUGAGUGAAAGACUGGAAUUUGAUCCGAUUCCCUAUGGGGGAAUCAGCAUUGUUUUUGUCUUCGUAGAGAGAUUCUUCGUUGUGGGCCUAGGCUUUGUGAAGAUGAUGAUAAGUUUCCCAGGCCUUUCCAAGUUGAAAACCAAGCCGGUUGUAUAUCAAGAUGUGCUUUUGGCUAGUGAUCCAGGCACCCUUGAACAACUCAAAGAGUUGAGCUCCAAGCGUAAAGCAAUCGAGGUGUCUAUUAAUGAGAGCAGCUCUGUUACAGAGGCUAUUGCAAGGGAAAUGUCUGGAGGUCUGACAUCCCGUUGUGAACAGGACAUUCAGAAGUUGGAACGCUAUUUGCCUUUAUUGGAGAACCUGGUUCACCACGUCAAUUUGAAUAGAAAAAGCGGACGAAUGAUUUUCUGGAUCUCAGGACUCAAUGUAAGAUGGAGUAGUGUGCUUACCCCGUCUUCUAUUUUUCACCUCCAAGGUCCAAAGUUCUAUCAGGUCAACGAUAUGUAUUUUGAGCUUGGGAUGACCCUUUUCCUUUAUGGUGCAUUACUUUGUGAGCAAGCUCUGGAAGUUGUGACAUCAGAUCUGGUUCAAUCUGCCACCCUUUUCAGAAAAGCUGCUGGAUUAUAUAACUAUUUAGCUCAGGAAGUUCUUACUAGUUUACCUUCUAACCAAGUGAGGCCACCAGAAGCUACACCUAGUGUGUCUUCUAUCAUGAGCCUCAUUUGCUUGGCAAAGGCCCAGGCUGUAGCUGCAAGGAAGGCUGAAAAAAAUGGUAAAACAGAAGGCCUUUUAGCAAAAUUGCACUGGGGCAUUGUAGAAUUUCUGGUUGAAGCUCUUAAUAUGUGGCAAGUUGCGACAAAAGAAUGCAAGGAUAUUUCAUCCCGCCUUCUGGAUUUUAUACUUGGUUGCAAAACUCUACAUGAGUUGAUGAGUUACAAGUACCUCGCUGGAAGCCUAAAAAAUGAUGGUAAAAUUGGUAUUGCUGUCGGAGUUCUUCGUUUGGCUUUAGCAAAUGCAAAGAAAAACGUACCAAAAGAAGAGUCGUGGACAUCAAUCUAUAAGCACAUGAUCGAUGAGUUAACUUGUCUGCUGCGGAAAUAUGAACAUGAGAAUGAAUUUGUCUGGCGUGAAAAGGUCCCUUGGAAUGAUGAAUUGCCUUUCCCUGAAGGUGUAAAAAUCGUCACUCUCAUUCCUUAUCAUCCCAAAAGAUGGGAAAGAACACUUGUUUUCAAAUUGUGAAGUGUGCGAAAUCUGUACAGUGGACUGUGGGGAGGAAGCUUUCGUAUCGAGCUCUCCAGGCUUUUCUCUACAAGAUUGCUGUGUAUAUUCAACUUUAUCAUGGAAAGUCUACUAUUUUUUAUGCAGUUAAAGAGGGUUGGACUGGUUU